AUGGUACGAGCGGGCAAGCGCCAAAACACUCAACCUCUGGAGGAGACCUCUGUAGCCCCCGCAACUUUCACCGAUGGCCUCCCCCUCCCCAAACUGAUCGUAUUCGACCUGGACUACACCCUAUGGCCAUUCUGGGUCGACACGCACGUCAGUGCUCCCGUCAAGGCGCGCGACAACAAUUCCCGUAUCGUUGACCGAUGGGGUGAAUCCUUCGCUUUCUACCCAGCCGUCUCCUCCAUUCUCUACGCCUGCAAGAGCCGUUCAAUCCCUAUGGCCCUGGCCUCGCGUACCCAUACCCCCGAUUUAGCGCGCGAUCUGCUCAAAGCGCUGCACGUCAUCCCGACCUUCUCGGAUAACCCUGGUGCCAACACCCGUACUACUCGCGCAUUGGAUUACUUCGAAUUUAUUCAGAUUUUCCCAGCCAAUAAGACACAGCAUUUCUCGAAGAUUCAGCAGGCUAGUGGGUUUGAGUAUGAGGAGAUGCUUUUCUUUGACGAUGAGGCGCGGAACCGGAAUGUCGAGACGGAGUUGGGGGUUACAUUCUGUUUGGUUCGGGAUGGUAUGACACGCGAGGAAGUUGAUCGGGGUGUUUGGGCAUGGAGGAAGAGAAAUGGGAUCAAGCAGAAGAUAGAGGAAGAGCAGUGA
Molecule: messenger RNA, 645 nt
Organism: Penicillium odoratum
Lineage: Eukaryota; Fungi; Ascomycota; Eurotiomycetes; Eurotiales; Aspergillaceae
Product: Mg-dependent acid phosphatase
Exons: 2
Coding region: 1-645 (214 amino acids)
Molecular function (GO): acid phosphatase activity
Source: RefSeq, a predicted model, not a curated record